Haliaeetus leucocephalus (bald eagle) is the source of this 522-nucleotide messenger RNA. RefSeq names its product gamma-crystallin B-like. Gene Ontology annotation, molecular function: structural constituent of eye lens. The transcript is spliced from 3 exons. Gene Ontology annotation, biological process: lens development in camera-type eye; visual perception. The record is from RefSeq and is a predicted model, not a curated record. Lineage: Eukaryota; Metazoa; Chordata; Aves; Accipitriformes; Accipitridae.
AUGGCAAAGAUCACUUUCUUUGAGGACAGAAACUUUGAGGCCUGCCUCUGUGAAGCCGCCACAGACCAGCCAGACCUGCGUGCCCACCUCAACUGCUGCAACUCUGCCAAGGUGGAAACUGGCUGCUGGAUCUAUGAAUGUCCCAACUACGUAGGCCAUCAGCACUGCCUGAGGAAGGGAGAAUAUCCUGACUACCAGCACUGGAUGGGCUUCAAUGACUCCAUUAGGUCUUGUAUCAUCACAUCAAUCCAGGAGUACAGCUGGCUACAGAUCUAUGAGAGGAAUGACUUCAGAGGUGGGUUGUUGGAGUUCAUGGAUAACUGCCCUUCUCUCCAGGGUGACUUUUACUACAAGGACAUCCAGUCUUGUAACAUACUUGAAGGAAGCUGGGUUUUCUAUGAAUAGCCACACAUCUGAGAACAGCAGUACCUCCUGCAGCCUGGUGAACACAGAUGAUUCACUGACUGGGGUGCCAUGACUGCAGAAGUUGGAUCCUUCCAACCAACAGUGGAUACUUCCUAA